CAGAAAUCUAUCCGAAUCGCUAUUUAUGUUUGUGGCUUUCUCCCCCCUCCGAUCCGAUGUCCCCCGCUUCGUCCGCCGCGCCGAUCCGACCUCCAGCCGCCGCGUUCUCUCCGCCGGGGACGCUCCCUCCGGCGCCGCCGGCUCCGCGCCAUGAGGAAGAAGCUCGACACCCGCUUCCCCGCGGAAUGAGAGUUCAACUUCAGCGGAGAUGGCUUAAUUGUCUCGAGAGAAGAUCAACUCCAGGUCUUCUGCGGUGUUUCCUAUUUUGCCUCGGAUUAAGAAGAUCAUGCAAGCAGAUGAAGAUGUCGGCAAGAUUGCUCUAGCUGUACCUGUUCUAGUUUCCAAAGCGUUGGAGCUAUUUUUGCAAGACUUAUGCGAUAGGACAUAUAACAUCACUGUUGAAAAAGGGGUCAAAACAGUGAGUUCAUCACAUCUGAAACAGUGCAUUCAUAGUUACGAUGUGUAUGAUUUUUUGAAGAACGUUUCUAGCAAAGUUCCAGAUUUGGGUGCACCUGAUUCUAGUGUUGAUGAUAAGCUUGGCAAAAGAAGGAAACAUGGUGAAGAUGAAAGCGAGGAGGAAUCGAAGCGGACAAGAAAUGAGGCAGCAUGCCACACAAGCAACGGCAGAGGGCGUGGGAGGGGACGUGGGAGAGGUCGCCGUGCUGGGCGUGGAGCUGAGAGGGAGAUUGAACACCAUGAAUUAGGUUGUGCCCAAUUUAGCAAACCAGGCCACCUGAAGGUAGAGAUUGGAGACGUUGUUCUGGACACAAGUGAAACCAAAGAGCAUACCCCUUUGAGCAAUGCCAGGGCCUCCUUAAGGAACAUUGACUUGAACUUAGAUCUUGCUGACUACGAGGAGGAUACAGUGGCGCCGCAAGUCCAGCCUUCAGCUCCUGUGGUGACCGUGGCACCGCAAGUCCAGACUUCAGGACCAUCGGUUUCACAGUUGAAAGAAGAAGUGGAGACCAAGGAUUUCCUGGGCUGGCAAAUGCCUGAGAUGAACAAGAUGGCCAUGGACCCGGUCCAGUUUGCGUUGUCGUCAAACCAUAGAUUAGAGGAGGACGAAGACUAUGACAAUGAAGAAUGAUGUGACUCUAGUUUGAGAAGCUGAUAGGUAGACAUGACAUGAUGUACAUCCUAGCAGGCCAAGCUUGACAAUGUAGUAGCAAUUCUCUUGUAGUAUGUGUACUGGCAGAUGCUGCAGAAGUAAUUUAGGAUGUGACAUAUGUUGAUUGCUCAAUAGCCAGUAGUAGCUAGUAUUUUGUGUAGCAACUAUAUAGUGUAGCAACUAUAUAACUAGACAGGUUCUCCGGUUGUAAAUCAUGGUUGCUUUUAGAUCAAAUGCUAUGUCAUAAUGCUUAUGUUAGCUCUUA
Molecule: messenger RNA, 1373 nt
Organism: Triticum dicoccoides
Lineage: Eukaryota; Viridiplantae; Streptophyta; Magnoliopsida; Poales; Poaceae
Product: dr1-associated corepressor homolog
Exons: 7
Coding region: 287-1087 (266 amino acids)
Cellular component (GO): nucleus
Molecular function (GO): RNA polymerase II general transcription initiation factor activity; protein heterodimerization activity; core promoter sequence-specific DNA binding
Source: RefSeq, a predicted model, not a curated record